Molecule: messenger RNA, 2279 nt
Organism: Scleropages formosus (Asian bonytongue)
Lineage: Eukaryota; Metazoa; Chordata; Actinopteri; Osteoglossiformes; Osteoglossidae
Product: matrix metalloproteinase-25-like
Exons: 11
Coding region: 254-1969 (571 amino acids)
Biological process (GO): proteolysis; extracellular matrix organization; collagen catabolic process
Cellular component (GO): extracellular matrix
Molecular function (GO): metalloendopeptidase activity; zinc ion binding
Source: RefSeq, a predicted model, not a curated record
CCCUCGCAGAACUGAGGAAUGACUGACAUACGCGUGGGCUUGGCUGUAUUUUUGGCUGUCAGAACAAUGAAAAGGAGGGGAUUACCACAUCACCUAUGGCUGGGACUGUACCAUUCAGUUUUUUACUCAUCGGUGGGAGUGGUGCUGACUAGUCCUCAUCGUUUCCUCGCCCCUCUCACCUGAAGAGAUCGCUAAGAAAAAGGACCUCAGGAGGCUGCACGUCUCAGUCCUGCACAGACUGCUGGGUGACUAUAUGCUGUCCAUGGGGGGCAGAGCUGUGGUCGUAGCCCUGCUCUCCAUGAGCGUGUGUGUGCUAUGCGCUCCUGCGGACCAGUACUCCCGAGGGGUGGACUGGCUAAGUCGGUACGGAUACUUACAGCCUCCAGACCGCCACAUAGGGAGGCUUCAGACGAAGCAGGGUAUCGAGAGAGCGCUCAGGGAAAUGCAAAAGUUUGCUGGCUUGAAGGAGACUGGAAUUCUAGAUGAAGAUACUCUUCGGCUCAUGUCGACACCACGUUGCUCUCUCCCUGACAUUGUGAGAGCCGAAGACAUGUUGAAGAAAAGGAGAAAGAGAAGGAAAAGAUACACUUUGUCAGGAUCACGCUGGCAGAAGAAUGAAAUUACCUGGAGUCUUCACAGUUAUCCAUCACACUUAUCCUCGCUCUCCAAGGAAGGUGUCCCUUCAAUCCUAACAUAUGCCCUGAAAGCCUGGAGCGAUGUCACUCCUCUGAACUUCAGACUUCUUUCUCACAAUGACAGAGGAGGAACGGAACAUGGAGACAUCAGAGUGUCCUUUGCUAGUCGUUUUCAUGAGGAUGGGUACCCUUUUGAUGGCAGAGGUGGUACCCUGGCCCAUGCUUUCUUUCCCACAAGUGACAAUGACAUUGCAGGAGACACGCAUUUCGAUGAUGAUGAAGCCUGGAGCUAUGGAGGUGACAGCUCCACCACAGACCUCUUCACAGUGGCUGUCCAUGAGUUUGGCCAUGCUCUUGGCCUCUCUCAUUCGUCCUCUGACCCAUCUAUAAUGAGGCCCUAUUACCAGGGACCUGUGGGGGACAUAAACCGUUAUACCCUUCCUAAGGAUGACAUACUUGGUAUCCAGAUGCUGUAUGGGAAGAGGAUGGACCAGAACACACCUCAUCCUGGAGCUCCUCCAACUCCUAGGAUUCCUCUGCUCCCCAGUCCUCCCCCCUCAAAACCAACACAACAACCAGACUCAUCUCUUCCAGAUCGUUGUAAGGGUGGCUUUGAUGCUGUGGCCAACAUCAGAGGAGAAGUGUUCUUCUUCAAAGGUCCGUACUUUUGGCGUAUACAGCGAUCAGGUUCUUUAGUCUCACUUGCUCCAGCACUGAUUCAGAACUUCUGGAUGGGGCUUCCUGAAGGAACCAAGAAAAUAGAUGCAGUAUACGAGCGGAGUGACAGUCACAUUGUCUUCUUCAUUGGGAAUCAAUACUGGGUCUUCCAAGACACAGUGUCUCUCCCUGGGUACCCACGUCCACUGUCAGAGUUGGGGAUGCGAGCGAGUGAUGGGACAGAGGUCGAGAGGGUGGACGCUGUAUUUGUGUGGGGACACAAUGGAAAGACCUACUUGUUCAGCAAAGGGCAAUUCUGGAGGUUUACUGAAGAAGAAAAAAUCUUCAGAAAAAAUCCAGAUGAUGGAUACCCUCAUGAUGCUGCUCUGUGGAAAGGGGUGCCCUGUGAUCCUGAUGAUAUUAUAAGCUGGAGAAAUGGAGAGGCUUAUUUCUUCAAGGGAAACUCGUACUGGAUCUUCAAGAGCGGAGAAACGGAGCAGGAGGCAUUAGCUGCCAAAUCAACAGCGGUUGACUGGAUGCGAUGUCCCAAGCCUCCUCCACGGGAUGAUAACUGCAUUUGUUCAUUCACUGCAGAUUCCACUGUUAGAACUGCAGACUGGCUGCUUCUGAAUUUUUCUGUAUUUUCUGUUGUUUUCUCACUAAAUGUCAUUUGGUGAGUACAUUGCACAAUGUCUGUUGCUAAUUAUCUAAAACUGGAAAUACAGCCUAUAGUCCUUUUUAUACCUUAGAAUAUUUGUGAUAUCGCUCCACAUGAAAAAUCCACAGAGAAUGUAAAAGUCUGUAAACGAGACAGGAGAAAUGUCGUACUGUGAUCUAGGCACUAACAUCAACGUUGCAUCGGACUAUUAACCCUGUUUCUCUACCUUUCAGACCCUCUCUUCCAGAUCAUGUACUUUAAAAUACAUGAUACCAGGAGCAAAAUCAAUUAUAUUCUCUGAAUUUUGAUGUAGUUUCAACACACCCUAA